CCCACUCUUAUCGGAAGAACUGUAUGGUAACAAUAAUCAUAUGGCACAAGAAAGUGGUCGUAGUUCCUCCAGUUUUUAGCCACCAGAUUUCUCUCGAUCCAAAAUACCAGAGCCUUUUCAGCCCCAGCGAUGAUACCCAGAAAGCAAUUUUAGCGUCUACUGUUGAAUUUCUACUUUUCCGGGAGUCUUUCACCGAUUCGUCAACAGGGCCCCCCCUAUAUCUGUGUAUAUAUAUAUCUUUCGCCAUUCUGUUUCCUGUUCAACCAAUUUAGAUUUGUGGCUUGCCCUCGUCGAUUUAUUGUUUGAUGAUCGUUUCGGAUCGCGAUGGCGACAACUGCUAAUAACAUUAACAGUAGCAAGGCGAAGAUUGUCCAUGGAGAUUCUGGUUAUGUUCUUGAAGAUGUUCCUCACUUGUCCGACUAUAUUUUUGAUCUCCCUACGUAUUCCAAUCCAUUGCAAGACAAUCCUGCGUACUCUGCAGUCAGGCAGUAUUUUGUGCAUGUUGAUGACUCCGUUCCUCAGAGGAUUGUUGUUCACAAGAGUGGUCCAAGAGGAGUGCAUUUUAGGCGUGCUGGCCCGCGCCAACGAGUAUACUUCCAGUCAGAUGAGGUUCAUGCUUGUAUCGUGACAUGUGGCGGUCUUUGCCCCGGUCUCAACACCGUGAUCAGAGAACUAGUUUGUGGUUUAUACAAUAUGUAUGGUGUCAAGAAGGUUCUAGGAAUUGAAGGUGGAUACAGAGGGUUCUAUUCUAAGAAUACCAUUCCUUUGACUCCAAAGUUCGUGAAUGAUAUCCAUAAACGUGGUGGAACUGUCAUUGGAUCAUCACGAGGUGGUCAUGAUACUUCAAAGAUAGUCGACAGCAUUCAAGAUCGUGGCAUCAAUCAGGUUUACAUAAUUGGUGGAGAUGGAACUCAGAAGGGAGCAGCUGCUAUAUAUGAGGAAGUCAGAAGGAGAGGGCUCAAAGUUGCUGUUGUUGGGAUCCCGAAAACCAUCGAUAACGACAUCCCGAUCAUUGACAAAACCUUUGGCUUUGACACUGCUGUUGAGGAGGCUCAGCGUGCUAUAAACGCCGCCCAUGUUGAAUCUGAAAGUAUGGAGAAUGGUAUAGGACUUGUGAAGUUGAUGGGUCGCUAUUGUGGGUUCAUAGCAAUGUAUGCAACUCUUGCGAGCAGGGAUGUCGACUGUUGCUUAAUUCCCGAGUCACCUUUCUAUCUUGAAGGACCUGGUGGACUUUAUGAAUACAUUGCAAGAUGUCUCAAAGACAACGGUCACAUGGUCAUUGUCAUUGCAGAAGGAGCUGGGCAGGAGCUGCUAUCUGGAAGCCUCGAUUCUAAUAAGCAGGAUGCUUCUGGGAACAAGCUUCUUCAAGAUGUUGGGCUAUGGAUAUCACAGAAAAUCAAGGAUCAUUUCUCAAAAGAACAUAAGAUGACCAUAAACCUCAAAUAUAUUGAUCCGACGUACAUGAUCCGAGCUAUUCCAAGUAAUGCCUCUGACAAUGUUUACUGCACUCUGCUUGCACAAAGUGCUGUGCAUGGAGCAAUGGCUGGCUAUACUGGCUACACUAGUGGGCUUGUUAACGGAAGACAGACAUACAUUCCCUUCUACCGAAUUACUGAGAAACAGAAUAAGGUUGGGAUAGCUGACAGAAUGUGGGCGAGGCUUCUAUCGUCGACGAACCAGCCGAGCUUUCUAACUGCAAAAGACGUAAACGAGGAAGAUACGACGAACGAUACGAGCGAGUUAAACAAUAAGACGGAGGACGAAACGCCAAACUCCUAUUCCGACCCGCCGCAAUUAGAGCAUACCCAUUUCAAGCUCUGAAGGUCGAAAGGCAUAAAAGCAAGCCCUAAAAUAAGGAAAGGUGGUCCGAAAGAGCAGAAUAAGACAAGACAGCUAGGCUAAAGGCGAGGAAGUCCCAUUCGACAACUACUCGCUGGACAACUAUUGGUUGAUUGUCGACGAGGAGGAGUCAACUAGCGAGGUCAGCUUUUGGAAGAUUAUAUGAUUAUAUGAUUCUUUAGCUCAUUGAGUUAUAUUACAUUAAUGAAUCUGGCUGGAAAGCCUUAGUCUUGUCUGAUUCUAUUUUUUAUAAAGCUACCAAAUUUAUUUCUAAAUAAA
Molecule: messenger RNA, 2118 nt
Organism: Cucurbita maxima (winter squash)
Lineage: Eukaryota; Viridiplantae; Streptophyta; Magnoliopsida; Cucurbitales; Cucurbitaceae
Product: ATP-dependent 6-phosphofructokinase 7-like
Exons: 14
Coding region: 325-1821 (498 amino acids)
Biological process (GO): fructose 6-phosphate metabolic process; glycolytic process
Cellular component (GO): cytoplasm
Molecular function (GO): ATP binding; 6-phosphofructokinase activity
Source: RefSeq, a predicted model, not a curated record